AUGAACAUGUCUGAAGAACAAAUCAACUGCACUAUAAGCCAUGAGAUUCACCAGUACCUGUUCUCUGGCGCAUACAUCUUAGUCCUGCUAGUGGGUCUUCCAGCCAAUGCUUACUCGCUCUACCAUGCCUGGCUGCAGCUGAAAGCCCACAAUGAGCUGGGGGUCUACUUACUCAACCUGACCAUAUCAGAUCUGCUUUACUUGGCCGCCCUGCCCCUCUGGCUGCAGUAUAUUUUCCAGGGGGAUGAUUGGAGUGGCUCUGAGUGGCUCUGUCAACUAUGUGGCUUCCUGCUAUACGAGAACAUUUACAUAAGCAUCGGUUUCCUCUGUUGUAUCUCUAUAGACCGUUACCUGGCUGUGGUCUACCCCUUCCGUUUUACCGCUUUCCGAACGGUGCGAGCUGCAGCACUGGUCAGCACAGUGGUCUGGCUAAAGGAACUUGCUGUGGGUGUCGUGUUUUUCCGCCAUAAGGAGCUUAGCAAGGACAAGCUUAACCAAUCGGUGUGCUUUGAGCAUUAUCCCAUGAAGACUUGGGAGUAUUCUAUAAAUUACUACCGUUUUUACAUAGGCUUCCUGUUUCCUUUGGGAAUCCUAUCAUUGUCAUACCUCCGAGUCCUCAGAGCGGUGGGCAAGAGUACAGGCACACAGACUUCCCAGAAAACACGCAUAAAGUACCUGGUGACCAGCACCAUUGUUAUCUUUCUAGUGUGUUUCUCACCAUACCACAUCUUCCUGCUGGUGCGCACUGUGCUAGAAAGGGACUGUGCCUUCAUUGAGAAAAUUUUCAACUAUUAUCAUUUCUCCCUGUUGCUUACUAGCUUUAACUGUGUGGCAGAUCCCGCUCUGUACUGUUUCAUCAGCGAGAGCGCCCAAAAGGGUAUCCAGAAGGCUCAAGACGCAUGUACUCGCAUUUUCUGCUGUUGCUCCAAAAGCCAUGGAAGGUUCAGCACACACUCUAUUGAGCUGGUAGUAACCAAUGAUAAUGUUACAGGCAACUCAGUGGUAACACUGCUGCAGCAGACCAAAACCGAAGUUUGA
Xyrauchen texanus (razorback sucker) is the source of this 1038-nucleotide messenger RNA. It is a transcript of the gene gpr68, whose product is annotated as ovarian cancer G-protein coupled receptor 1. Gene Ontology annotation, cellular component: membrane. The record is from RefSeq and is a predicted model, not a curated record. The transcript has a single exon. NCBI's taxonomy places the organism in Eukaryota, Metazoa, Chordata, Actinopteri, Cypriniformes, Catostomidae. Gene Ontology annotation, molecular function: G protein-coupled receptor activity. Gene Ontology annotation, biological process: G protein-coupled receptor signaling pathway; cellular response to pH. Bases 1 to 1038 code for a protein of 345 amino acids.